Messenger RNA from Prosopis cineraria, 868 nucleotides. Its product is annotated as MADS-box protein SOC1-like. NCBI's taxonomy places the organism in Eukaryota, Viridiplantae, Streptophyta, Magnoliopsida, Fabales, Fabaceae. The transcript has 8 exons. The record is from RefSeq and is a predicted model, not a curated record. The coding region runs from base 1 to 480 and encodes 159 amino acids. Gene Ontology annotation, molecular function: DNA-binding transcription factor activity, RNA polymerase II-specific; RNA polymerase II cis-regulatory region sequence-specific DNA binding; protein dimerization activity. Gene Ontology annotation, biological process: regulation of transcription by RNA polymerase II.
AUGCUUAAUCAUUAUAAGGCUGUAGCACGUUAUCGAGGUGGUGAAGGUCUCCCUCCAAACGUCAAAAGCGAAGGAGAUAUUGGUCUCCAUCUUCUAUUUCAAUCCAAAAAACUUGGCUUUGUGGCAGCAAAGAGCAAACGUAUCAAGCAAGCACAAGUUUUCUUGUUUCGUUUGGAAAGGCAAGUGACAUUCUCAAAGACUCGUAAUGGACUGUUAAAGAAGGCUUUUGAACUGUCAGUUCGGUGUGAAGCUGAGGUUGGUCUCAUCAUCUUCCCCCCCAGAGGCAAGCUCUUUGAAUUUUCAAGCUCCAGCCUGCAGGAGACAAUUGAUCGUUACCACAAGUAUAUUAGAAAUUCUCAUUUCCCCAGACAAAAUGUGCAGCAUCUAACUCAUGAAACAGCAAGUAUGAAGAAGAUUGAGCUUCUAGAAGCUUCAAAACGGAGAAGGUUUAAACACAUGCUCACCACAAGAACUGCAUGAGAUAGAACAAGAGGUGCAAAAGAGUGUCAGAAAAGUUCGAGCAAGAAAGGAUCAAAUCUUUAAGGAGAAAAUUGGGAAACUAGAAGAAAAGGCAAGUCAAGGAAGACAGAAUCAUAGUGAAAACAUUUCAUCUUCAGAUGUAGAGACUGAUCUGCUCAUCGGACUUCCAAAAACAGGAUCAAGAGAUCAUGAAUGCCAUCUUGUACGGAUCAUAAUUGUCCCAUAAACAAUGCUGAAGAUUACGAAAUAAUCAACAUAUAUACGCUAUUAGGAAACAAGCUAAGCAGUAUAAUAAGCAUGAUUUGUCAUAUGUCAAGUUAUCUUCCAUGAUUUCUGGCUCUUGUUCGUACUUUGUAUGUUGUUCUUUUGAUUAAUUUCUAGUUGCACG